Solea solea (common sole) is the source of this 1793-nucleotide messenger RNA. RefSeq lists its product as uncharacterized. The transcript has 5 exons. NCBI's taxonomy places the organism in Eukaryota, Metazoa, Chordata, Actinopteri, Pleuronectiformes, Soleidae. Bases 55 to 846 code for a protein of 263 amino acids. The record is from RefSeq and is a predicted model, not a curated record.
GACGCAAAAUAAGGGGUGAAAAAUCAGAAAACGCAACGGAAAGUGACUCUCAACAUGGACGUGUUUUAUCUUAUUUUGAUCUUUUACAUAGGCGGACUGUGGCAGACUGAAGCUGUGUCUCUCACUGGAGAGCUGGGGAAGGACGUCACAGUAACUUGCUCCCACACCAAUGCGUUUUCCAACAUCAAAUAUUUCUGCAAGGGCGCGUGCAACUAUGAAGACAUCUUGGUCAGCAGCAAUGUCGGGGGGGAAGAUGCACGGGGGAAAUACAGCAUUUCAGACGAAGGAAACACGUUCCACGUGACCAUCUCUCACCUGACAGAGAAAGACUCAGGAACCUACUAUUGUGGAAUAGUCAGAGUUGGACUUGACACAUACACUGAAGUCAUCCUCACUGUCAAAAAGGAGGACACAGGUAGCAAUAAAACAAUCAUCUCUUCUGGUACAAAGAUGUUGGUGUACAUUGGUGCAGGUCUCGCGCUGCUUUCGUUGGUGCUAGCGAUGGCUCUGCUGAUAUUCUUCAAACAUCGAAACAGAAACAUGGGAAAGGAUCACAACACAGUCUAUGCAGCAUCAUCCCGUCUGAAGGAAGACACACACAUCGCCACUUCCUCUUUAUCGGCUAAUAUGCAGGCAGACACAGAUGGCCGUGACCGAAACAAAGGCAACUGUUAUUCCAACGUCGGUGUGUUUUCAGCGCCUCAAAGUCAGCCUGACGGCCUUUUAUACGCCACUGUCAGCUUCAACAAACACACAGACUGCAGUACUGACACUCCACCGCCUGCAGAGGUCACAUACUGCACCAUUAAACGCGCAGAUGGAUCAGCAGUCGCAGCAAGUUGCUGAUCAGAUUCCCUGUAAAUACCCACUGCUCACACACUGUACUAUUGUAAUAAUUGUGAAGUAUUUGGGAUUUUUUUCAUACAGGAAAAAUAUCAUGAUAAUAAUUUAUGACAAUUGUACAGUAGAUCAUUUCAAGUAGAUUUUAGAUUUCAUGGUGAAGUGUAUUUGCAUAUGUAUGAUGAAGAAGUGAAAAGUAAUGCACACACACACACAAACACGCCUUAAAUUAAAUAAAAACUGAGAGUAGUGUAUAAACAAAGAAAGAGUCAUAGAAAAUGUUCUCAUGGUCAUGAAACUUCUCACCCACAGAUUACAGAUUAGAGAAGCAAGGUUAUAAUUGUUUUGUUUAGUGUGUUUUUUUUUUAAUGAGUUGGUUUUAAUUGGUUUUUAGAGAAGGUUUGCUAGUUUUUAUUAGUUUUUGUAAUAAAUGCUUAGUUUCUCACAAGGCACAGAUCUGUGCCGCAGGUGCACCCUUGGACAGUUAGUUAUUGUGGGGUUUUUUAGACUCUAGUUUUUCUUUUUGUUUCAGUCAACAAAAUUGUUUUUUUUUACUUUUCGAGAGAACCUGCAGUUCAGAUUGUAGUUUUGGACUGGAUUGAGAAAGCAACAUGGCUGACUCUACAAUAGAUGAACUGAAAGGCUAAACUUAAAAUGAACACAUUCGAGAAGAAAACACGACUGCAGAGAGCAUUGUUAGCAUUCAUCUGUUCUCUGACAAUAUUAAAAGCCACAUGGAACAAAAGGAAUAGUUGAGUACUGGGUACAGUUUGUUUUUUUAAAGAUAGAAAUAUUACAUUUUCCAAAGAAGAAAAGUCUUCGUAAUGAUGUUAUCUUGUGGUCAGUCUGUGAAAUUAAAUAAGUAAUAGAUUCUAUUUGUCCCUGGUUUGUUCUUCUGCUUUAAACAUUGCAUAUUUGGUAAUAAAAAAAACAAACAAAAAAAAAUAUUGCUA